Durusdinium trenchii is the source of this 1354-nucleotide messenger RNA. The record is from the annotation of a GenBank genome assembly. Lineage: Eukaryota; Dinophyceae; Suessiales; Symbiodiniaceae.
CCCUACUACACUGAAACCUUCAUUACGCUGCUGAUUGGCAUCGUGGUCGCCCUCUUCGCGCGGAUCCUCUGGAGGUGAUCCGAGUUGGGGGGCUCCGUGGCCCCGUGCAGGACUCCGGAGCGUGUGUUGAGGACUUCGUUCGGUGCGUGUGCGUCUCUUUUUCUUUUGGGGGCAACAAGAAAAAGAGAAACCACCCCCGCAUCAUGCCGGCGCUCUGGUUCUUUGAACUCUCCAAACCCGUUCCGUUCCGCUCUGCCCAGAGCGCAGCCUUCACCCGGACCAGUCGGGCGGGCGGCAUCCCGGGCACGGGGCGCUCUUCAAGGCAGAUGAUUCGCUCUGGGACCACGUUGAGGACCCUCCUGAACGACUACCGGAAGAUGAAGAAGGCGGACUUGAAGAGGAAGACGCUGGCCGUGCCGCGUGGCGCCCAACGGGGGCUGCGCGUCUGGAAGAUCUUGGAUUUGCACCACCAUUUCCGUUCCAUCAUUCGACAGAGGAACAUGUACUAUUUGGAUCCCAACAUCUUGCAGCCCUUGACGAAGUCAGCGAAGCUCUCCUUUGCGGAGUACGUUGGCCCGGACCAGGUGGAGUGGUUCGUGAGCCACUGGUGGGGCACGCCGGUGAGCGUCUACUGCGAUGCCCUGAUGCGGCAUGCCAAGGAGGUGAAGCGCCACCAGGAGUCCGAUUGGUCCGUGGCACCGGUGGACAGUCGCACGCCGGGCGACGGCAGCUGGGAGAACACGGCGUACUGGAUCUGCACCUUUUCCAACAACCAGUACAACAUCCAGGAGGAACUGGGUGGUGGACAGCACACGGAGUCCUCCUUUUACAAGGCUCUCCACAGCGAGGGCUUGAAAGGAACCUGCAUGAUUUUGGAUGAGUUGGCGCAACCGCUGAAGAGGUCCUGGUGCUUGUUCGAGCUGUUGCAGACCAUCGAGCUGGAGGAACGAGCCAAGGAAGAGACGCGGCCGUUCGAAGGGUUGCUCUUUUGCACCUCCAAUGGGGUGCUGAACUAUGGCUCCUCCACAGUGGAGAUCUCCAUCAAGAUCGGCGAGCGCUUGGCGGAACUGAGCCUGGCGGACGCGGAGGCCACCACCGAGAAGGAUAAGAAGAUGGUGGCGGAUCUGGUGCUGCAAACGCGCGGGAGCUUCGCGGAGAUCGACCACGUUUUGAGACUUCACAUCCGCGACGCGCUGAAGGCGUGUCAGGAGCAGGUGAACAUUGACUUCCGAGCGCUCUUCGCACGGCUGCCGGGCGGUGGCUCGCAGCCAUAUCCCUUUCAGACCGCCAAGACACUGUAGACGCAACAGAACGUUCCAUGUCGGAGUGAGUGUCGGAGUGGCAUUUGAGUCUC